UUUUUGUGUCAAUCUUCGGUUUAAACCAGCAUCUGCAGUUCCUUCCUACAUAUCUCAGGUGUGAUACUGUUUGAAUUAAUUCAUUGUUUUGCAGCUCAGUGGACAAGUGACAGGAUGCUGGCUGCCACAGGCUCCUCUAUUCCAUUCCCCGGAACUGAUAAUAAAUUCAAAAACUUGCACUGGGACUUCUCGGUUUCUAACAGGAAUCUACACGUUAUGGGCAUGCAAGAAGGAAAUAUAAUCAUAUAUGAAAACUACAAGAAUCGAAUUAAAGUUGAUAGAUCAGAUGGAUCCUUUCAAUUAAAAGAUGUUGGUAAAGCAGACAAUGGCCACUAUAAAAUGACGGUGGACUUAGACCCACAGAGGACCAGAAUUCUAACUCUUGACGUCAUUGCUCAGUGGACAAGUGACAGGAUGCUGGCUGCCACAGGCUCCUCUAUUCCAUUCCCCGGAACUGAUAAGGAAUUUAAAAAUGUCCACUGGGACCUCUCGGUUUCCAACCAGAAUCAACACGUUCUGGACAUGCAAGAAGGAAAUAUCAUCAUAUAUGAAAACUACAAGAAUCGAAUUCAAGUUAACAGUUCAGAUGGAUCCUUUCAAUUAAAAGAUGUUGGUAAAGCAGACAGUGGCCGCUAUAAAAUGACGGUGGACUUAGACCAACCGAGGACCAGAUUUCUAACUCUUGAAGUCAUUGAUCCUCUCUCCACACCAUCCAUCUCCUGUGAAUACAACCCUGAGAACCACAUGGCUGUGCUGAACUGGACGGUGCAGAGAGGGAGAGCGACUUCCAUUCUGUGGAGCAGAGAAGGAGUUGUCCUCCCAGUGAGUCCAUGGCAGUCCCUGUCUGAUGGGAAUGUAACGUUUAUCAUUUGGAACGCAGAGAAAUCAGACUCUGGCAAUUACACGUGUAGCGUGGAAAACCAAGUCAGUCGAACCAACAUCACCUACCAGCUGGCCAUCGAGGAUCAUGAACCCAAUCCCAGAUCUCAGGAUGGAUUGUACCUGACCAUUAUCGUAGUGAUCACAGUGGUUCUCGUGUUUAUCUCUCUGUUGGUACUUGCUUGGACUGCCUUCCCCUCUACUCACUGGGACUACAACAUCAGGUACAUUGGAACAUCACCAUCUAUUCGUUCCACUCCAGUUCACGAAGUCCCAAUGUUGGUCCACGUCGAUAUACCUUCAGCACAGCUGGAAGAAGGCACUGGGACUGGAAGGCACAGCUUCACCUUGUGCAGCAGUUCAAGAUAUGGCAGAGUAAUAUAGGAGCGACUAUCCUCUCACCAAUAAAUUUGAAUAAUAAAAAUUAUAAU
This is a messenger RNA of Leucoraja erinaceus (little skate), 1310 nucleotides long. Its product is annotated as junctional adhesion molecule A-like. The transcript is spliced from 5 exons. The record is from RefSeq and is a predicted model, not a curated record. Bases 115 to 1263 code for a protein of 382 amino acids. Lineage: Eukaryota; Metazoa; Chordata; Chondrichthyes; Rajiformes; Rajidae.